Vigna umbellata (rice bean) is the source of this 910-nucleotide messenger RNA. The record is from RefSeq and is a predicted model, not a curated record. Lineage: Eukaryota; Viridiplantae; Streptophyta; Magnoliopsida; Fabales; Fabaceae.
UGAACCUGACUUCACUUCAUACAUGGUGUAUGGUGCAGGAUUUAUUGCAAUGUAUGCUACUCUUGCAAGUCGAGAUGUGGAUUGUUGCUUAAUUCCAGAGUCACCCUUUUACCUUGAAGGUCCUGGUGGACUUUAUGAAUAUAUAGAGAAAAGACUCAAGGAAAAUGGGCACAUGGUUAUUGUGAUUGCUGAAGGAGCAGGACAAGAACUUGUUUCUGAGAGUGUGGAGUCCAUGGGCACGCAGGAUGCUUCUGGAAACAAGCUUCUUCAAGAUGUUGGCCUAUGGAUAUCCCAAAAGAUUAGGGAUCAUUUUGCUGAACAGAAGACACUACCAAUAACUCUCAAAUACAUAGAUCCAACUUACAUGAUCCGAGCUAUUCCAAGCAAUGCUUCUGAUAACGUGUAUUGCACACUUCUUGCUCAAAGUGCUGUUCAUGGAGCAAUGGCAGGUUACACUGGCUAUACCAGUGGACUUGUCAAUGGAAGACAAACUUAUAUACCCUUCUAUAGAAUCACUGAGAGACAGAACCACGUAGUGAUAACUGAUAGAAUGUGGGCUAGGCUUUUAUCUUCGACAAAUCAACCCAGUUUUUUGGAUGUGAAGGGUGACCAUGAAGAGACGAAGGAAGAAGAAACAUUGCAUCAGGUACCGAAUGAUCGAAUUUCCAAAGUCACUUUGGAUAACAACGAAAUCAGCCAUGUCUAUCCUGCAGCUUGCUAGUUAUUGUUGUGAUUUGUGACCCUUUGUCAUGCGAUACACUUAAUAGUAUAUAAGAGCUAUCAUUUUGCCCUUGUUUGUCAAUAAGAUGGCUGUGGAAAACUCAGCCUUGCACCAUGAAAAUGCUUGUCAGAAUGUUGUUGCUUUCCAAUGAGAUUGCUUUAUCUGGAAAUGAACUUUCAUUGGUUUGAA